Messenger RNA from Talpa occidentalis (Iberian mole), 983 nucleotides. It is a transcript of the gene CITED1, whose product is annotated as Cbp/p300 interacting transactivator with Glu/Asp rich carboxy-terminal domain 1. The coding region runs from base 325 to 912 and encodes 195 amino acids. Gene Ontology annotation, biological process: regulation of DNA-templated transcription; melanocyte differentiation. The transcript has 3 exons. The record is from RefSeq and is a predicted model, not a curated record. Gene Ontology annotation, cellular component: nucleus. Lineage: Eukaryota; Metazoa; Chordata; Mammalia; Eulipotyphla; Talpidae.
GACUCCGUUCCCCAGCCGGCCCUUCGCUUUCACACGAUCCGCGGUGACUGCACCAGCUCGAGCGCCUUUAAAGGGCCACACACUCAAGCCACCGCUAUAAAAUGUUCCCGGAGGCACAGCUGCAGAAGAAGAGGCACUGCUGAACGACUGAGAGGAGGCUCGCUGUGCCCGGCUGCCCACCCGCAGCCCGCAGGCGAAGGGUGGUUCGCCGAGAGGAGGAAGAGGGCCGAGGAAGGCACAGCACCGGCUCUGUCCCUCGCACAACAGCUCCCGCUGGCAGCAUCACUUCCCACCGGUUUAUCCAACUUCUGCCAAGGCUCUGAGAUGCCAACUAUGUCGAGGCCUGCACUUGAUGUCAAGGGUGGCAACUCAUCUGCAAAGGAGGAUGCCAACCAAGAGAUGAACUCUCUGGCCUACUCCAACCUGGGAGUGAAAGAUCGCAAAGCAGUGGCCAUUCUGCACUACCCCGGGGUAGCCUCAAAUGGAACCAAAGCCAGUGGGGCUGCCACUGGUUCCUCAGGAUCUCCAUCUCCAAUAGGCUCUCCUACUGCCACCCCUCCCACCAAACCCCCACCCUUCAACCUGCACCCCGCCCCUCACCUGCUGGCCAGUAUGCAGCUGCAGAAACUUAAUAGCCAGUAUCACGGGAUGGCCACCGCUGUUCAGGGCCAAUCUGGGGAGGCAGGGCCCCUGCAAAACUGGGGCUUUGGGGCUCAGGCGGGAGGGGCGGGGUCGCUCUCUCCUCCUGCUGGUGCCCAGAGCCCUGCCAUCAUUGAUUCGGACCCGGUGGAUGAAGAAGUGCUGAUGUCGCUGGUGGUGGAACUGGGACUGGACCGAGCCAACGAGCUUCCGGAGCUGUGGCUGGGGCAGAAUGAGUUUGACUUCACUGCAGACUUUCCAUCUGGCUGCUGAUGCCAACUGUCCCUAAAGAUGGAGGAAUAAAGCCACAGUUCUGUUGUAAAUAAAAAUAAAAGUUACUUACA